Otolemur garnettii (small-eared galago) is the source of this 848-nucleotide messenger RNA. RefSeq names its product calcyclin-binding protein-like. The record is from RefSeq and is a predicted model, not a curated record. Lineage: Eukaryota; Metazoa; Chordata; Mammalia; Primates; Galagidae. The transcript has a single exon. Gene Ontology annotation, biological process: heart development. The coding region runs from base 33 to 725 and encodes 230 amino acids. Gene Ontology annotation, cellular component: nucleus. Gene Ontology annotation, molecular function: ubiquitin protein ligase binding; S100 protein binding; tubulin binding.
AGCUUGGGCCUUAGGCCUGACCCAGCCCCACUAUGGCUUCAGCUUUGGAAGAGCUACAGAAAGAUCUAGAAGAAGCAAAGGUGUUGCUGGAAAAAGCCACUAGGAAAAGAGUACAUGAUGCCCUUACAGCUGAAAAAUCCAAGAUCAAAACAGAAAUCAAGAACAAGAUGCAACAGAAAUCACAGAGGAAAGCAGAACCUCUUGACAACGAAAAGCCAUCUGCUAUGGUUGCUCCCAUUACAACGGGAUAUGCAGUGAAAAUCAGUAAUUAUGGAUGGGAUCAGUCAGAUAAGUUUAUGAAAAUCUAUAUUACCUUAGCUGGUGUUCAUCAAGUUGCCACUGAAAAUGUGCAGGUGCAUUUCGCAGAGAGGUCAUUUGACCUUUUGGUUAAGAAACUAAAUGGGAAGAGUUAUUCCAUGAUUGUGAACAAUCUCUUGAAACCAAUCUCUGUGGAAGGCAGUUCAAAAAAAGUUAAGACUGAUACAGUUCUUAUCUUAUGUAGAAAGAAAACAGAAAAUACACGAUGGGACUACGUAACUCAGGUUGAAAAAGAAUGCAAAGAAAAAGAAAAGCCCUCCUAUGACACUGAAACAGAACCUCGUGCGGGACUGAUGAAUGUUCUAAAGAAAAUUUAUGGAGAUGGAGAUGAUGGUAUGGAGCGAACCAUUAAUAAAGCUUGGGUGGAAUCAAGAGAGAAGCAAGCCAAAGGAGACACAGAAUUUUGAGACUUUAAAGUCUUAUUGGGAACUGUGAUGUGGCUAUGUUGAUGUUUCCAACAAGGGAAUGUUGGUGAGGUGCAUAUAUAAAUUUCACAGAUAACUAUUUACAUAACCUCCUUCUAAGUAAAA